This is a messenger RNA of Mercurialis annua (annual mercury), 3406 nucleotides long. RefSeq names its product disease resistance protein RPV1-like. The transcript is spliced from 5 exons. The record is from RefSeq and is a predicted model, not a curated record. Gene Ontology annotation, biological process: defense response; signal transduction. Bases 70 to 3339 code for a protein of 1089 amino acids. Lineage: Eukaryota; Viridiplantae; Streptophyta; Magnoliopsida; Malpighiales; Euphorbiaceae. Gene Ontology annotation, molecular function: ADP binding.
UGAUUCAGUGGAUCAAAAUAUUUAUCCAUUGUUCUUCAAGCUGUAAUAACAUCCUCUUAAUAUUUCCAAAUGCAUUCUUCUUCUUCUUCAGCUGGUAAACAUGAUGUUUUUAUUAGUUUCAGAGGCGUAGACACUCGCGAUAAUUUUACAAGUCACCUCCACACCGCCUUAACGGAGCAGAAAAUCCCGACUUUCAUCGACUACAACCUCGUCCGAGGAGAAGAUAUUUAUCCGUCGCUCGUAAAAGCCAUUGAAGAUUCCAAGAUUUCAAUCGUUGUUCUUUCGGAAAACUAUGCAUUUUCGGGUUGGUGUUUGGAUGAGCUUGUGAAGAUUCUUGAUUGCUUCAGGAAUAAUGGGCAGAUGGUUAUACCUGUUUUUUACAAGGUUGACCCGGAUCAUGUUUGUGAUCAGACUGGCAGUUUUGGAGAAGCGUUUUUGAAGCAUGAAAUGGUGAGUCAGCUUAAAGUGCAGAGUUGGAGAACUGCCUUGACGGAGGUUGCGAAUCUUGCUGGCUGGGAUUCAUCCGUCACGCGGCCAGAAUCUGAACUUAUCAAGCAGAUAAUAAAAGAUAUUUUUGAAAAAUUGAGUAGAAUUUCUCCAAGUUACCACUUGAGAGGAUUGGUAGGCAUUGCGCCCCGAGUUCAAGAAAUUAAAUCUAUGUUAGCCUUGGAAUCAACAGAUGUCAGGUUUAUCGGGAUAUGGGGUAUGGGCGGGGUUGGUAAGACCACUCUGGCUCGAGCUGUAUAUGAUCGAAUAUCUACUCAAUUCGAAAGUUGUUCCUUUAUUUCAAAUAUGAUGCAGCAAUUGGAGAGUUGUACAUUGUCUCAAUUGCAAGAUCAACUAUUCUCAACAUUGUUGGACAAAGAGAGUGUUUCCAGGUGCACUCUUAAUUUAGGUUUGUCUUUUAUAAAGGAUCGUCUAUGUCGUAGGAAAGUUCUUGUUGUUGUCGAUGACGCGAAUAAUUCAACACAAUUGCAGCAGCUGUUGUUAGUCAGUGAGCCUGAUUUCUUUGGUUCAGGCAGUCGAAUUCUCGUAACAAGUAGGGAUAAACAAGUUCUCAAAAAUAACUGUGCAGCUGAUAUUUAUACAAUGCCGGAACUGAAUGAUGAUGAAGCUCUUCGUCUCUUUAGCCUAAACGCCUUCAGACAAGAACAUCCCAAGAGUGAUCAUUAUAAAUUACAAUCGAAAAGUGUGAUACGAUAUGCUAAAGGGAAUGCGUUGGCUCUUCGAGUUUUGGGAUCUGCAUUGUAUGAUAGAAGUGAAGAAGAUUGGGAAAGUAUGUUGAAAAGAUUAGGCAAUAUCUCCAAUUGUGAAAUUCAUAAUGUUUUGAGAACAAGUUAUGAUGGGCUCGAUUCUGAAGAGCAACGAGUAUUUCUUGAUAUUGCAUGUUUCCUUAGAGGAAGAUGCCGAGAAGAAGUGACCAAAAUAUUAGGUGGCUCUGAUUCGUCUGUGCAUUUUGCGGUUACUACUCUUAUUGAGAAGUCUCUCAUUACUGUUUCCUCGGACAACCGAUUAGAGAUUCAUGAUUUGCUGCAAGAAAUGGGCCAAAAACUUGUUGUUGAUGAAUCGAGGCAACCUGAAAGUCGAAGUAGGUUAUGGGACCCUGAGGAUAUCAACUACUUAUUGAUGGAAAACAAAGGAACUUCUGUAAUUGAAGGAAUGUCAUUGGAUAUGUCACUAGUAUCGAGUGAGAUUCACUUGAAACCUGAUACGUUUUCAAAGAUGCGUCAUCUCAGAUUUCUCAAGCUUUACUGGUCAGGAGGACAGUUUUCCAUAUGCAGAAAACAAAAAUUGCAUAUUUCUCGUCGAGGCCUUCUACCUCUUCCAAAGGAGUUGAGAUAUCUCGAGUGGACUGAUCUUUCUUUGAAAUCUAUACCAUCAAAUUUUUUUCCUGAAAAUCUGGUUGUGCUCAAUCUUUUUGGUAGCAAGGUUAAAGAGCUUUCCACAGGAAUACAGCAUCUUGUCAAUCUAGUAAAGAUUGACCUUUCGGGAUCUGAAUAUUUGACUAGACUUCCAGAUCUGUCAAAGGCUAGAAAUAUGGCGAAAAUCGACCUUAGUCGCUGCAGUAGCUUAGUGGAGGUUCACUCAUCCAUUCAAUAUCUCAACAGGCUGGAAUAUCUCAAGCUCGAGGGUUGUGUAAACCUGAGGAAUCUUCCGAGAAAAAUUGAUUCGAAGGUUCUUAAAUUUCUUGAUUUGGAGGAUUGCACAAGUGUAAAAAGAUAUCCAAAUAUUAUGCAAGGAAAUCUGCAAAAACUGAAUUUAAAUUGUACUUCAAUGAUUGAAGUGCCACCACCAGUUCAUCUACUUGUGUCAACACUUGUUGAAGUAUGGAUUGAGAGUUGCAGAAACGUCUCGAAUCUACCAGACAGUUUCCAUAAACUAAAGUCUCUUGAGAAACUCAGUUUAUGCAAUUGGUCAGAACUUGAGAGUUUUCCUGAAAUCUCGGAACCCAUGAAUCUAGAAUCAGUAGAUUUGAGUUACUGCAAAAAGUUAAAGAGGCUUCCGGAUAGCAUAUGUAAUUUAAAAUCCUUGGAAUUUCUUAUUUUAGAUGGAACAGCUAUAAAAGAAAUACCGAUAUCGAUUGAACAUCUGCAUUGCCUUGUCUCGUUCGAACUCAGAGACUGCAAAUACCUUGAAAGCCUUCCGAGUUGUAUCAGUAGACUUCCUGAACUUGGAAAUUUGUACAUAAAUGGAUGCACGAGUCUCCGAUCUUUACCUGAGCUUCCGCCGUCUUUACAAAUUCUAGAUGCACAUAACUGCAUAUCACUGAAUACUAUAUCGAUCAAAUGCAGAGAAUAUUGCAACCUUGCCCAUUUAGAUUUCACAAACUGCUCAAAGUUGGAUGAAAAUGUAUUAGGUGCUCAGUGGAUCAUUCAGCAUGCUGACAAUCCGAAUACUAUUAUUGUCUAUCCAGGAAGUAAAGUUCCAGAAUGGUUCAGUUUUCAAAGUAUGGGAGCCUCCGUUGUGACCCGGUUUCCCUUAAAUCAGGAUCAUUUGAAAGGAAUCGCGUUCUGCGUUGUCUUUAAAUUUAAGAAACUUCCAAAGGCGAUUCAUGAAUUGCGUUUUAAGAUCAAAUGCAUAGACAAAGGUGAUGAUUAUGUGAGCAUCUCUUGUCCAUGUAAUGCUGUGCCAGAGUCGGAACAUGUACUAAUUGUGUACAUUGAUCGCAUCCACCUCAAACAAUUUUCAGGAACUGUAUCUUCACUUGAAUUCCGUCCUUACGGGUCUUUCAAGUAUCCGAAAGUUGAAAGUUUUAAGCAUUGUGAGGUGACAAGAUGUGGUAUCCAUCUGCUACGACAUGAUGCAUUUGUCGGCGAUGGCGACGGACGGCAAUACUAGCUCCAAAAUCUUCCAUGUAAUAACUUCCUUUAUCAGGAUAUACUAAUAAAUACACUUAUAAUUAAUA